Messenger RNA from Knipowitschia caucasica, 303 nucleotides. The record is from the annotation of a GenBank genome assembly. Lineage: Eukaryota; Metazoa; Chordata; Actinopteri; Gobiiformes; Gobiidae.
AUGUCAGGGGUGUUAAAGGUGUCCCACAAUCACAGGGGCGACAUCUGCCCCGCUGAAGUGCAGGCGGCGGAGUCUACGGCAGAGAACGGGAACUGGAAAGGUCACCACGGGAUUGGAACAAGCAAGCGAGGAUCGGCGGAGAGAGGAGGUGUCUGGGAAGGUCAGAGAGAGUGCAUGUGGAGGAGAGUGGAGGUUUCACAGUUUAGAGCGGUGGGGGAACAGUCGGGGCGGGUGUUGGAUCGCGUGAGAUGGAGUAAAUAUUAUGUGUCACGCUUCCAGGGAAACAGAGGGCUAAAACAAUAA